This is a messenger RNA of Penicillium pulvis, 1647 nucleotides long. RefSeq names its product Mob1 family protein. The record is from RefSeq and is a predicted model, not a curated record. Lineage: Eukaryota; Fungi; Ascomycota; Eurotiomycetes; Eurotiales; Aspergillaceae. The transcript has 2 exons. The coding region runs from base 151 to 1647 and encodes 498 amino acids. Gene Ontology annotation, cellular component: cytoplasm.
UCCAUGCUCAAGACGUCUAAAUAAACUUCGGGAUUCUUUUGUAUCGGCGAGGGCGCGGACUUCCCAUUCACUCUUUUAUAACUUCCGGGUUCUCUCCUUUGAUUUCGCGUCUCUCUUCCAACUAUUCACCCCCCAUACUUGUUACGCGCCAUGACUACCGCAGUCUCCCCGUCUAGCUCCCCACGCCUCCCCAGUCCGCCCCCGUUCACAGAAGUCCAGAUCGGCCCUCAGUCGCCUUCAAUUGGCGAGGCUUUUGGCAAAGAUGGGGAGCAAAUUCUCGGAGCUGCUGCUGGAGAAGAUGAUGGUUCAACACGCAGGAUCCGCCCGGGAACCAAAGCGGCUGACAUGGCCUUUGGACCGCCGUUGAUUCCUUUGUCGCAGCUUGAUUCACCUUUCCAGCUUCAGGAACACCUUAAAGCUUUGUACCACCAUUUCACCAAACCCGAAGGAUCUGAUAUCGUCAUCCCGAUUACCCGCGAGGUCGCAAUUCAGCUCGCUGAUCCCCCAGAGGGCGUCGAUCGAUCGCUAUGGCUCUACGAGUUAUGCCGUUUCCUCACCAUGAAAGUCAACAAUCUGAUCAUCGCUUUCUUCGCGGAAGACCCACCCUGCUCUGUGCAGACCUGUCCCGAGAUGCGCGCUUCCGAAUGGCAGUAUCUCUGCGCGGUGCACGACCCUCCUAAAUCAUGCUGCGCUAUCGAUUACUGCUGCCACACUCUUGAUUGGGCUAAUAAUACCCUCACCUCGCCGAAAUACUUCCCCAGCCGCCUGACGCUGGGCUCCGAGGCUGGCGGUGGCCCUCAGGCUAGCAUGAGACACCUGACCAACGUUUUCCGUCGGCUGUACCGGAUUUUCGCACACGCCUGGUUCCAACACCGGGAUGUUUUCUGGGAGGUGGAGGGCCAUGAUGGCCUGUACAUUUUCUUUAGGACGGUCUGCGACAUUUUCCAACUUAUCCCGGAGGACAACUAUACCAUUCCGCCUGAGGCAGAAGGUCUCGAUGCGAUUCAGCCUAAAUUGGAGGAGCAGCCUGAUAAUAAGCGACUGACUAUUCUUCGCAAGGAGAUUGAAACCCCUCUUGCUGCUGAGGUCGAAGGUUUAGAUCCGUCAAUUAGCACAGGUGCCACCACUCGACGACACAAACAUAGCCCUUCUACUGGAUCGCGCGUCACAACCAUCACAGAGAGUGCAGAGGAUCCGGAAGAAAUCUCGCAGAUACACGCUCCGUUGCGUGAGGUGUUGAAGGAGUCGCCUGAGCCACGCCCUCCGUCCGCUGUGGAGAACCGUCCAAAAUUCGAGCCUGAAGUCGAGAACACCGACCCAGCUGCCACAGAAGAAACCUCCACGUCGGCUGAGCCAUCUUCUGAUACUGAAGAGGAGUCUCAGGAAGCGAUCGGGGAACCAGGCGAGGAACCAGAGGAAUCAGAGGAAUCAUUGCCAGAGCCUGAAGAGGAAACAGAAGAACCGGCACAGGAUGAAGAGGCCAAGCCCGAGGAUUCUACGUCGACCGAGCCCCUGGAGGGCGAGGAUGUGGCUACAUCUUCCGUUGCUCAGGAACUCAAAGAACCUGAAUCCGAACCCGAAUCUCAACCUGAACCUCCGGCCCCAGCGUCUGAGCCUGAGUCUGAAUCUAAAACUGAGGAACCUUGA